Molecule: messenger RNA, 3204 nt
Organism: Paramuricea clavata
Lineage: Eukaryota; Metazoa; Cnidaria; Anthozoa; Malacalcyonacea; Plexauridae
Source: the annotation of a GenBank genome assembly
UGAAUGGCCAAGUGGUAAUUAUGGUCUUCCUAGAUUUAAAUCAGGAUGUCCAGGUGGUCAGGAGAAUGGGUGGCGUGAGGGCUGGAUUUUUCAGGAUAUGGAAAACAGUGAUAAGAGUAGCAGUAGUCGGUCAAGAGUGUCUAGUGGGUCACAUAUGGAUGUCACAUUAGUUGGAAAUAAAAAUGAUGUAAACAGGACAUUCUGCAUGAAACAAAAUACUGGAACACAAACAAGGUUUUGGCCUAAAGGUAAGAUUCUCUAUAUGCAUAUUCUGACAACCUAUAUGAAACAGCCAUGCAAGGGCUCAUCCAAUAAUUGCUUAUUAUUAAUUGGGCAACUGAGUGGCAUUUUCGAAACAAUGAAAACACAAAACGAAACACAUUUCUCAUGCCUUCAGAACUAAUGUUAUAAUAAUAUCUCUAUUCCUCAUGCCAUCAAAAUAAUAUUUUUUAAAUCAAAAUGAUUUCCUUAUGUUGCAAGAUGGCCGGACAUUUUGCCGAAAGACAUUUUGCCGAACGGACGUUUUGCCGAAAAACCUUUUUGCCGAAUGGACAUUUUGCCGAAAAUAGAGAUGUUAUUUCGUCAAAAUGUCUGGGACUGUGACUCAUUUCUCAACUGUGUAAUUCUCAACCAUUGUGUAAAAUAACCAUUAUAUAUGGUCAUUAGCAGUGCAUUAUGGUCAUAAAGGCUGAUUUCCACUGUUGCGUUUUUCGUAUACGCACGUACACGCACGUAAAACUUUGAAUCCUUCUAUUUUUAAAUAUUUUACAAAUAAGUUUUACACAUGCAUACUAAAACUUGCGGAACACUAAAUUAUGUUGCUUUAUUUAUUUGGUUAUUUCAUUUAAAUUAAGUUUUACGUGCGUAUACGUACGUAUGAAAAACGCAACAGUGGAAAUCAGCCUUUAGCGGUAUACAAAGACAACGACAUAAGCGAAUUUCAGUUCGAGAAUCAUGGAAUACAUUCAUAGUUCUCGGGGAAAUCGCAUUCAUGAAUGAUGUUGAAUGAACUGUAACCGGGUAAGCGAACCUUUAAAGUUCAGAAGAUAUCUCUAUUUUCGGAAAGUUGUCCGUUCGUCAAAAUGUCCGGGUACCAUGUUGUAUAUGGUUUUUUGAAUGAUUUCCCAUCAAAAAAGUAUUUUUAUUUUGACAGGUUCAUAUUGUAUUUACCAGAAUCAAGGGUGUCCGAAAGAUAUGAAAUCAGGCGCGGUCUACUGGGAUGAUGAAAAUGAUUACAACAGAAAUAUAAACGGAGGAUUUCUACCGUAUGGUACACAAGAUCAAAAUACCGCGAUAUACUAUUGUUGUCAAACUGAUGGUAACUGGUAUGAUUCAAUUGAACUGCCAGUCAGUGAACCAUUUCAUUUACUAACAUCUAGCUCCACUGACACUCCUAAAUGUCAGAUGGUGAAGUGGGCACUUAGUUACUUGGAGUAUAUUGUGUUUGAUACAGAAGAUACCAAUAAUAGAGAUGCCCAGAAAGAUGUACAUUUGUUUUUGGAUGGAGAAAAGAAAUACUAUUGUUACUAUGAAGGUACGUUAAUAUAACUCAGUUCGUCAACUGAACAUUCAAAGAUUUAAAAUGUACAUUUCAAAGUAUUCGACUGUUUAAUAAUCUUUUAUGACAUAUGCUAACUAUUUAAACACUGUCUGAAUUGAUUGUGCAUGCAUUUUUGGGCAGAGCUCAUAUUGAAGGCUGAUAAGUGUCUAGUAUUAACUCAGGUUGAAAUUCUUUGGCUCUGAGAUUAUGAAAUAAAUUUGAAUCAGAAAAAUGAGUGAUGGCGUGGAGAACAGUUGGAUUUUCAAAACAGUGAAAAGACGAUGGAAGUAUGGAACAUUCCAAUUACUGGAUCAUACUUUACUGGACAGCACUAAUAUUACGAUAAAUUAUACGAGCAAACUGCCUGGAUUUUAUUUUUGCCUUUGAUUUUUAAGAUCCUUUAAUUCUAUUUCAGAGUGCCACCGUACAAUGACUGGUCUUAGUGGUUCAUUUAGAUCACAUAAGGCUGCAGUUAAUGAGAUGGAUCCACGCUCGCAAUAUUGUUCCUGGUUAAUUACGCUUGCUGAAACAUACAACGUUUCAUUGAGCUUUAAAGAGCUGACCAUACCAAGUUGUAAAGAUACCUUUCUAAGAAUAUAUGAUGGUUCAAAUAACACAGCUCCGUUGCUUGGCACAUAUUGCGGUUCAAAUGCAAGCACAGAAAUUGUAGUUUUAUCAUCCACAAAUAAUUUAUACAUCGUGUCAAAUUCUGGAAGUUAUGCAAGAAGUGCUAAAAAUACUUUUACUUUUCAUGCACAAUACAAUGCUGAAAAUUUGACAGGUUAGUAUGGUUGUAUAUGUAAUAAAUUGAUAAUUCUAACGUUAUCAACCAGUGGUCGUAUACCAAAUAAUAAUAUUGCUCGGAUUUUGGAUCUUAUUACUCGUGGAUUCCAGAUCCUGACUGGUAGAUUCUGCAUCUUCACUUGUGGAUUGCGAUUUCCAUCCUCAUAAAAGUCGAUGGAUUCAUUUAUCUGGAUUCUGGAUUCAGUGCACUGGAUUCCGGAUUCCAAAACGCAAAUUUGGAUAACUGGUCCUUACAUACAGAGUGAUCAUAUUAUCUCACUAUCCGUUUCCUGUGGGUAAACCGAUAUAUAGUGGGUGGGUAGUAGAUUUUUGAUCGUAUAGAAUAGUGAAAAUGGAGUCGUUGCUCAUCCUUUAGUUGAUGCCAGGUCUAAGUUAUAACGUUUGUUUACGCUUUUAGAAUUUCAACCUAGUAAACUGCCUUCAGUGGGUAAUAAUGGAAGUUCUGUUUCUAAAACGGUGACAAUAUCUGCCAUUUCUACUACACCUGCCAUUUUACCAUUAUGUUGCUCCGAAGGCGAAGGCAAGUGAGGUUUUGCUUAAUUACAUUGGGAUGUAUUGUAGGAAGUUAUUCUUUAUCUGUUAGCAGUGUCGCGUUAAUUAAGUUGUCUUAUCAUUUUGAGUUGGUUACUAUAGAGAUAAAAUAACUAUAAUAUUUUCUUAUCCUUAUUCAGUCAAGGAAAAAACAGACAGCAGAAUCAUUAUCAUAGUGGCAACAGCAGGUGGCUUUGUAUUUCUUUGCAUCGUGCUUAUUGUCUUAUUGAUAACAUACAAGCACCGGAAGCGGGCUCCGAAAUUUUCAACUCCUGUCAAUAUUCCACUGACAGACGCAAUUCCACAAGAAUCAUUGCCCAUUGAUCAGG